This is a messenger RNA of Lolium perenne, 1602 nucleotides long. Its product is annotated as T-complex protein 1 subunit alpha. NCBI's taxonomy places the organism in Eukaryota, Viridiplantae, Streptophyta, Magnoliopsida, Poales, Poaceae. Gene Ontology annotation, molecular function: ATP-dependent protein folding chaperone; ATP binding; ATP hydrolysis activity. Gene Ontology annotation, biological process: protein folding. The record is from RefSeq and is a predicted model, not a curated record.
CCGCUGCUCCCUGAACUGUGAAGCAGCAAAACUCCAUUCGCGAAGGCAGAGCUCCUUCUCGAACGUUCCCGCCGCCGCCGCCGCCGCCGCGCAGCCGUCGCCAUGGCGAUCACCGCACAGACUGUCGACAUCAUGGGCGAGCGCCAGUCCGGGCAGGACGUGCGCACUCAGAACGUGAUGGCGUACCAGGCGGUGGCCAACAUCGUCAAAUCGUCGCUCGGGCCCGUCGGGCUCGAUAAGAUGCUCGUGGAUGAUAUCGGUGAUGUGACAAUCACAAAUGAUGGAGCAACCAUUUUGAGGAUGUUGGAAGUCGAGCAUCCAGCGGCGAAGGUUCUUGUGGAGCUGGCCGAGCUUCAAGAGAAGGAGGUUGGAGAUGGAACAACAUCUGUUGUCACCAUAGCUGCAGAGUUGCUCAGGGGAGCCAAUGAUCUUGUGAGAAAUAAAGUCCAUCCGACCUCUAUUAUUAGUGGCUACAGGCUUGCUAUGCGCGAAGCUUGCAAGUAUGUUGAAGAAAAACUUUCUGUCAAGGUUGAUAAACUUGGAAAAAAUUCCCUCAUAAACUGUGCAAAAACUAGCAUGUCUUCUAAACUGAUUCACGCUGACAGUGUUUUCUUUGCAAAUCUGGUUGUAGAAGCAGUUCAAGCUGUGAAGACUACAAACUCUAAGGGAGAAGUGAAGUAUCCAAUCAAGAGUAUUAAUAUCUUGAAAGCUCAUGGUAAAAGUGCUAAGGAAAGUUAUCUGCUGAAUGGGUAUGCGCUGAACUCAGGCCGUGCAGCUCAAGGAAUGCCUACUAAAGUGACCCCUGCUCGAAUUGCUUGUCUUGAUUUUAACCUUCAAAAGACAAAAAUGCAAAUGGGUGUUCAAGUCCUUGUAUCUGAUCCAAGGGAACUGGAGAAGAUCCGUCAGAGAGAAUCUGACAUAACAAAAGAGCGAAUUGAGAAAGUCCUCAAGGCCGGUGCUAACGUUGUAUUUACCACCAAGGGAAUUGAUGAUAUGUCACUGAAGUACUUUGUUGAGGCUGGAGCAAUUGCAGUAAGGCGUGUCCGUAAGGAGGAUUUGCGUCAUGUUGCCAAGGCAACUGGUGCAACAAUGGUGACUACUUUUGCUGACAUGGAGGGUGAAGAAACAUUUGAUUCAUCAUUCCUUGGACAUGCUGACGAGGUUGUGGAGGAAAGAAUUUCUGAUGAUGAAAUAAUUCUGGUGAAAGGCACAAAAAACACAAGUGCGGUCUCCAUUAUACUUAGAGGAGCAAAUGACUUCAUGCUAGAUGAAAUUGAAAGAUCCUUGCACGAUGCAUUGUGCAUUGUGAAGAGAACCCUGGAGUCAAACAUGGUAGAACCUGUUGCUGCUGUUCCUUUACCUUUUAGUUCCAUGUAGCGGAUUACACAAACAUAUGUUUCUCAUGAUAUUAUUAGGUGAAUGGGAAAAAAAUAAUCACCUAUUUCCCCCUGCCUCUCUUUAGCACUUUCUGCUAAGUAUGCUGGUGCCUUUUUUUUCUUAAGCACCAGUGCUUAUUUAUACAAGGAAGAUGCUUAACUAGGCACCUCUCCUAUAGAAAUAACCGCUAGUGCUUAAAAAGAAGCCUGGUUUAUUUUUUUGUAA